Artibeus jamaicensis (Jamaican fruit-eating bat) is the source of this 2128-nucleotide messenger RNA. RefSeq names its product jumonji domain containing 8 (gene JMJD8). The transcript has 9 exons. Gene Ontology annotation, cellular component: cytoplasm. Lineage: Eukaryota; Metazoa; Chordata; Mammalia; Chiroptera; Phyllostomidae. The coding region runs from base 154 to 966 and encodes 270 amino acids. The record is from RefSeq and is a predicted model, not a curated record.
AGGAGUCACUAGCAUCUGCGUCAUUUCUGCUUUGCUUUCCGGAAGUCCCGCCUCCUAGUAGGCGGGCCAAAUGAGGCAGCUUCCGAAUCAUACGAGUGCCCGCGCUGUUGCCAUAACUACGGAGCUCCCGUCGUGCCUGGCGGCAACAGGCUCAUGGCGCCGAAGGUGCGUCCUCCCUUGCUGCUUGUGCUCUGGAUGCUGUCGAGUCCGGCCCAGCUCGGCCCCACAAAUGAGAACGGCGGAGGGUGGCAACGGCGCGGAUCCGGGACAUCGGCAGCCGUGGCGGAAGAAGAGCAUUGCACAAUAGAUCGCCUGGCCGACCUCAGCUACACCGAGUUCAUUCAGCACUACGCCUUCUCUAGACCUGUCAUUCUGCUGGGGCUCACGGAUAACUCAAGGUUCCGGGCUCUGUGUUCCCGUGAAAGGCUAUUGGCCUCAUUUGGGAACAACGUCGUGCGCCUGAGCACUGCCAAUACCUACUCCUACCAGAAAGUGGACAUACUCUUCCAGGAUUAUGUGGAGCAGCUGCUGCACCCCCAGGAUCCCAACUCCCUGGGCAAUGACACCCUCUACUUCUUUGGGGACAACAAUUUCACUGAAUGGGCAUCACUCUUUCGGCACUACAUUCCACCCCCAUUCAGUCUCCUGGGUACCACUCCUGCAUAUAGCUUUGGCAUCGCAGGAACUGGCUCUGGGGUACCCUUCCACUGGCAUGGACCUGGCUUCUCAGAAGUGAUCUAUGGACGCAAGCGCUGGUUCCUGUAUCCCCCUGAGAAGACACCCGAGUUCCACCCCAACAAGACAACUCUGGCCUGGCUCCAGGAUACCUACCCCACCCUGACACCGUCUACACGGCCCUUGGAGUGCACUGUCCAGGCUGGUGAGGUUCUGUAUUUUCCUGACCGAUGGUGGCAUGCCACAUUCAACCUCGACACCAGUGUUUUCAUCUCUACUUUCCUCAGCUAGCCAGAGCGGGCAGCUGGCGAGCGCAGUCGCACACCAGCACACACCCCUAAACUGCUCACAGAUUUUAUUACUGGGACAGUGGUGGCAGCAGCAGCCUCAGCCCAAACCACCCUAGCCUGCUAUUUCCAGCCCAGAAAGAAGAUGGAGGGAGAGGGGGAUGGGAGCUCUCAUAGCCUACCAGCAGAACUGAUGGAAGACAGGAUGGGAACACCAGAGCAGGGAUCCAGGUACACAAACUGUGUACAGGGGCUGGGGGCUCCUGCCCCGAGGCUCCCCCCGACCAGGGUGCCGGGCAGUGUGGGAUGAUUGGCCCUCCCACUUGCCCUGCCUUAGUAGUCCUCCACCCAGCCAUUCUCAGAGAUGAACGCAUCGAUGACCUCUUUCAUGGCCAGGUUGGGGAUGAGCUGUUCCUGGGUCAGAGGGCUCCGGGUCACAGGGUCAAAGUGGCCCACACGCUGCAGUGACAACAGGGUCAGAAGGUACUUGGUGGGCCCGGGCCCUGCCCCCAGCGCCCAUGGGCCCUCACCUGCAGGUGCUCCUCAAUGUCCUUUCGGUCAUAGGUGAUGCCGCUAGGUGUGAUACAUGGCUCCCGCAUCAACUCAAAGCUGAUUUUGCCACACAGAUAGUCAGGGAUAUCUCGCUUCUGCAUCACAUGGGGGGAGGACAAGGAUCAAGAAGGGGACACCACUCCAGUUCCUACUGCUUGUAGGCCCCAGGCUCAGGGAACACACAACUCACCUUUCUCUUCUCAUCUACCUGGGAGAAGAGCUCAUCCAUGUCUGCUAAGUACUUGUCCUGCAAAGAACCAAGCAGCCAUGCAUGGGCCAGACAUCCCGUCUCCUUUCCCCAGUCACAGACCCAACAGAAGCCAGGGCCACCCCCAUGUCUCAUGCACACAAACACACAGACCCACACAUGGGCUGGGGCACCCUCACGUGCUUGGCCUCGAUGCAGGCCUGCUGGGCCCGGAUGUGGCCAUCAUCUUCAUCACCCUCGUGGUUCUGCUGACACUCUUCCAGUUCCCUGGAGGUUGACCAGGAGCUGUUCAGAGAUGUCUGGCCAGGAAAGGUCAGACUCCACCCCAACCUCAAGCUUAUUCAAGUUUUGUUCCCCUGCCUCUUGUUCACUGGGGUUGGCCUUCAAUAAACACUUGUGUUCAUGA